AUUGCUUGACAAAAAGAAAAACGGUUUGUAAACAGUUGCAAACUUGUUGCAAACCAACAUACUUUCUGUUUUUGCAAGCAUCUCUGAAGAUGGAAGUCGAACUUUCUUUAGAUCUAGUUAACUCCUGCAAUUUUGCGAGAAAGCGACAGGCAGCCAUGGAAAGUUAUACAGAAAUACAAUCGAAGAAACGACCUUGUCUAGAAGAUUCCUCUUGGCACACAGAAAAUACAUCUAAUCUGGAGACAGAGAACAGAUUAUUGAGUUGUACACAGCCUACGAUCUUAGAAAAUCGAGUACAUGAUUAUAACCAGCCGUUGUCAGAUCGUAAUGCCGCCGAACAUAACGGCCACUUGGACAUCAAUUGUAACAUUGUGUAUCGGGCAAACAAUUGUCAAGAAAUGGACAUUUCAUAUGAUUCAGCAAUGACAAGAAGUCAAGCAGGAGUACACCGACAGAGCCUUUUAACUCCCACACUGCUAGCAGAACAUCAUUUAUCUUCACCCUCCUGCUCUCGCUGUUUGAGAGGUGAACCGGGACAUAUCAACCAUCUAACAAGUUGAUGCAGGACAUCUUUCCACUUGUAUUUGUCAUACACAUAACGUGCUCCUCAUUUUCGUGCUGGAAAAACUUUCUGUUUAUAUCAUGUACAUAGACUUCCUUUCAAGCAUUUGAACGUUAAUUUAUCAGUCAUCCUGUUUUUUUCUUUUUAAAAAAAUAUCACUUUUGGUAUUUUACAGAUAUCUUAUUGACUUCUGUCUUUUUGGUGUGUUAUAGAAGAUGUAAAUAGAUCUGUGGACCCGUCCACAUUACGCCGGAAAAAUUUGAAAACGCAGCUUUAUUUCUACGGUUAGGCCUAUCGUCCACACUAAUCC
Molecule: messenger RNA, 872 nt
Organism: Orbicella faveolata
Lineage: Eukaryota; Metazoa; Cnidaria; Anthozoa; Scleractinia; Merulinidae
Source: RefSeq, a predicted model, not a curated record